GCACAGAGCCCUUACUCUGGGCCUCUGUCCUCUUGUCCACAUAAGCUGAGCUGUCCUUCAAGUGGGAGCGGACCAGAAGUUUGAUUGACACCAUUUCGUCAGUGACAGCAGCUCUGCAGCCUCACGACGUAACCAAUCUGGUCGUCAUAGUCACUUUUGCUUUGUAGAGUUCCAAGUGGGUGUGUGAAGGAUGAACGCGACAGGUCUUUUGAACGAUGGCCUUGCCUCACUUGGAAUGAGCGGCUUUGGUGACAACCUCGCCUCCGGUCCUGCGCUUGUUGCUGCUGGAGGCGCUCUGGCGCUUGGCUACGCGCUGUGGGAGCAGAUGAAGUUUCGUUGGUAUCGUUCCGACAAGAACGGCAAUAUGCUGCCAGGCCCCGCCAGCGUGACCCCCAUCAUUGGCGGUAUCGUGGAGAUGGUGAAGGACCCGUAUGGCUUUUGGGAGCGCCAGCGCCUUUACAGCUUCCCCGGCAUGUCCUGGAACUCGAUUGUGGGCAUCUUCACGGUGUUCGUAACGGACCCCGCCCUCAGCCGCUACGUGUUCUCGCACAACAGCAGCGACUCCCUGCUGCUAGCGCUGCACCCCAACGCUGAGUGGAUUCUGGGCAAGACCAACAUCGCCUUCAUGUCGGGGCCGGAGCACAAGGCGCUGCGCAAGUCGUUCCUGGCGCUGUUCACGCGCAAGGCGCUGGGGCUGUACGUGCUGAAGCAGGAUGACGUCAUCCGCAAGCACUUCAACGAGUGGAUGCAGACCGCGGGCCCUCGCGAGAUCCGGCCCUUCAUUCGCGACCUGAACGCCUACACCAGCCAGGAGGUGUUCGUGGGUCCCUACCUGGACGAUCCCACGGAGCGCGAGAAGUUCUCAGACGCCUAUCGGGCCAUGACGGACGGCUUCCUGGCCUUUCCGCUGCUGCUGCCCGGCACCGGUGUGUGGAAGGGCCGCCAGGGCCGCCAGUUCAUUGUCAAGACGCUGACCCGCGCCGCCGCGCGCAGCAAGGUCCGCAUGGCCGCGGGCCAGGAGCCGGAGUGCCUGCUGGACUUCUGGACCAAGCAGAUUCUGUCUGACAUCAAGGACGCAGCCGACGCGGGCCAGGAGGCGCCCUUCUACGCGGACGACAAGAAGAUUGCGGAGACGGUGAUGGACUUCUUGUUCGCCAGCCAGGACGCCUCCACCGCCAGCCUGGUGUGGACCAUCACGCUCAUGGCGGAGCACCCCGAAGUGCUGGCGCGGGUCCGCGACGAGCAGUACCGCCUGCGCCCCAACCCCGAGGAGAAGGUGACUGGCGACAUGCUGAACGAGAUGCACUACACGCGCCAGGUGGUGAAGGAGAUUCUGCGCUUCCGGCCCGCGGCCCCCAUGGUGCCCAUGCGCGCCAAGGCGCCCUUCAAGCUGACGGAGACGUACACGGCGCCCAAGGGAGCGCUCAUUGUGCCCUCGCUGGUCGCUGCCUGCAAGCAGGGCUACUCGAACCCCGACUCGUUCGACCCGGACCGGUUCUCGCCCGAGCGCGCCGAGGACAUCAAGUACGCCUCCAACUUCCUGGUGUUCGGACACGGGCCGCAUUACUGCGUGGGCAAGGAGUACGCCAUGAACCACCUGACUGUGUUCCUGGCGCUGCUGGCCACCAGCCUGGACUUCCCGCGCAUCCGGUCCAAGGUGUCGGACGACAUCAUCUACUUGCCCACCCUGUACCCCGGUGACAGCAUCUUCGACCUCAGCUGGAGUGCCAAGAAGUAAGCCGCGGGCUAUCAUUGCUUGACAGACAGCUAGCGGCUAGCUGCAUGGAGUUGUGAAGUGCUAGAAGGCGAGGUGUCGCGGCAGGCAGGCGGCAGUGGUGUCUGGCGUUCGAGGUGCGGAUUUUGCAUUGUACCGCCGGGGGCAGGUCCUCUUUUGUUGUGUGGAGUUAGUGUGACGUUUUAAGGGUUUGCGUUGUAUGUAUAGCCUUGGAGCUGGGGGCAGGGGAAGGGGUUUGUUGUGCCCAUGCCCAUGUGCCCAUGCGACUGUAUGCGGUUGUUAUUUAUCCCCAGACCGAUUGCUAUGCGUGCACGCAUGUUUGUGCCUGCCACUAGUGGCUGCCUUGGGCUGGCUUUCAGUGUGCUCUUGUGCGUGACGAAAUGGAGAAACUCGUGCAUGUGCUGAAACCUCGAUGUUGUGGGGCCGUCCACGCGCUUGGGCAGUGGCUUAGCUGACAAUGCUGGCGAUAACGUUGACGAGUAUUUGUUAUGUUGUAUAGGCCCUGUUGACAAGGGCACUACAAGAGGAUACCGUAAAUUACAUAGCAAUGAUGAGCGGGCGCAGGCCCAUGAACCGGAAGGUGGCUGAUGCGGUUAAUGUUGGCUGUUGGUGGGCCGCUGUAAAGCAAUGACGACUGGAGGGCAUCCUACACAUGUAUCACAGGCCUAACAGCCCGCAGAACAUACGGUACACUCGAAUACUCCCCGCCCAAAGUAGUGGACCAGUCAGGGCAAACUGGGACAGUGUACGGUAUCCCCGUGAAGCAUGCGGGGAAGUCUGCAUGGCGUGGCUUGGCCGGGCGACCGAGGAGAAUGCAGUCAACAGGACAGUACCGUACCGCUACACUCGAUUGGUGAAAGACUGGCACUGACGUCAACUCCGCAACCGACAUUCGGCACGCGCUGGUGGAGAUGCUGCUGGGGCACAAGCGACCUGCAUCCUGCCCCUUGCCAUGUUCCAUUACGGGCAGCGGCGGCAGCGGCGGCAGCGGCGGCAGCGACGGCAGCGGCGGCGGCGGCCGCGGCAGCAGCGGGGGCGCGUGCGCGCAUCUUGGUAGCGGGGGCGGGCGGGAAAGGCCAUGUGGAGGAGGAGAGUGCAGCGCCGCCCAAGAAGCGGCGCAAGCGCGCAGGCUGAGGAGCCGGCUGGUGUCUAGGUAGCGGUCCGCGGUGGGGCUGGCAGGGCAUGCGUAGCGGCAUGACGAGUACAGUAGUGCGGCUGUUGACAAGUGUGCUGUCUCUGGCUGCGGUUGGCUCUGCUGUGGCAUCGCGAUUGCUAGGCACCUGGUUUGGCUAUGUGCCUGUGGAAACCGACCCCGGCUAUGUCCAGGCGACGAGGUUGUUCGGCCUCAGACUGUGGAGGGGCUCAGCCCCUUUUCCCGUGACCGGGGAACACUUGUCAAUCUGGUAAUUGCUAAUACCAAG
This is a messenger RNA of Chlamydomonas reinhardtii, 3156 nucleotides long. RefSeq lists its product as uncharacterized. Gene Ontology annotation, biological process: sterol metabolic process. The transcript is spliced from 11 exons. Gene Ontology annotation, molecular function: monooxygenase activity; iron ion binding; oxidoreductase activity, acting on paired donors, with incorporation or reduction of molecular oxygen. Bases 191 to 1738 code for a protein of 515 amino acids. The record is from RefSeq and is a predicted model, not a curated record. Lineage: Eukaryota; Viridiplantae; Chlorophyta; Chlorophyceae; Chlamydomonadales; Chlamydomonadaceae.